UACCUAAAUUAUAGAUUCAAAUAUUAAUUUCAAGUAAAUAGAAUUUGUCUGAGUCUGUAGAAUGUUCUGUAUGUCCACAUGGCAUUAGCAUGGACGUUAGCUAGCCCUUUUUUAGGUGUUUGCUUAUUAUAUGCUUAAGAUCUCAACCUUGCUCAUUUUGACCCUAUUACACAUUUAAGAGUAACAGUGUUGAGUAACAGUAACAGGAUUAAAUGUGUUUUGGUUUGUAGAAUAUAAUAGAUAUGUAUGAAUUAUAAAUUACUCAUAAACAACUGAAAACACUGAGUUAUUUGCAAGUUAUAUAAGCAGAAGGGUUACACAAUAGACUUUAGUGUAAAAAUGCAUAGCAUUAAUGAAACUAAUCCAGCAUUAAGUGCUGCAGAGUUACAGAGAUGUUAGAGCUACUAUAUAUACUAUAAUAUACUUAAAUUAUUUUAUUAUAACUUACACCAUAACAGAAAACUCUAUAUAACCUGGAUUAUGGACCAGGAAGACUGAGCAGUUACUUUUGAGAUUGCUUCAAGUUGAAAAAUAAUGGAUUGCACCCUAAGUGCUUUGAGAAAAUAUAAAUCUUUGUCAAAUAUACAUAUUUAGAUCUUUGUUAAAUUUCAUGUUUUUUUCCUAAGCAUUCCAGACCUGUGUGUGUGUGUUUACAGUUCUACAACACCAGAGGUCGCUCUGAGAGCUCCAGUCAUCUCACAGCUCUGCAUUCCCAGGAAUGCAGUAGCCAUUUUGAGAGGGAAAUACACAGAAAAUGAAGGCUGUACUCCAGCUGUGCGCUCCAGAAGAGGCUGUUCACUGGCUCUGUGAAGGCAGGUCCAGCUCAACAAAAUCCUGGGUACAAGUUAAAAGAAGACCUUAAGAAUGAGAGUGAGUUCCAAUACAGUCUUCUUAACAAUGGAGACCGAAGAAGUGGCAGGACCAGUAGAGGAAGAUGAAGCAAUUGGCUCCUCAGGAUGUUCACAGAACCCCACAUGACCAAAGGCUAGCUAAACUAGCGACCACUCUGCAUCAAUGGUAGACAAGGAGCAAAUCAAACACACUGCAGCCAUAGUGCUGGGUUGCUUGGAGUCAGUGUCCUCCUUCGCCUCAACCUUCAACCCUCUGUUUGGUAUCGUCACCACACUGGUUGGUGCAGCGAGGAAAGGCUUGGUGGAAGAUGACACCCACAAGCUGGAGAAGGACUUCCAGCAAAUUCAUGACAAGUUGGAGAGCAUCUCUGUGCAGAACAAAAAGCUGCUGGACCAGAUCCACAUCGCUGAGAUCAACACGAACUACGGCCAGUUGGAAAAGAACAUCGAGACCCAGUACAAAGCCUUCAAGAACAUGGUAGACAGCAUCAGGAAGAACCCCGCGAAAAGUGAUGGUUAUAGAGAGGAUUUCAAGAAAAUCUACAGAAAACAAAAAGGUCGCCUGAAUUUGAAUGCAUACUAUGAUGCCGUCAUGGAAGAGCAUGGUCCAUUCGGGAGGCCACUACUGAAAUAUUACCUAGAGCAGUCCGAGAGGAACAGCAAGUUUAUGGAGGCAAAAUGCGCUCAUCUGACCUACCUCUUCCACAUCGGCCUCAUAGCUCUGAUGGCCUACUAUGUAGUCACUGAGGAUGAUGAGGAGGAGUUCCAGGAAGAAUGGGGCAAAAAGGUCUUCAACAUUCAGACCAAGAUGCAAGAAGUCCUGGCUGAGUGUAGCGAGAAGUGAUGCCAAAUUCUGUUUCUGAAAUUUUGUUAAUCCACAGCUGUCUUAGUUUCUUCUGCAUGUGAGAACACUAUUUUUUCUUCCUGUAUUCUAUCUAUGCUUUUUUUUUAAUUAGAUUAGCACUUAAAAUUCCACUCUUUUUUUUAUUUUCUACCAAUUAUUCAACAUCUUAUAUGGCUGUAUAUAUCAAUAUCAGUAUUGCUGAAUAUAUAGUAAAGCUGUAGACAUAUUUGUGUAUUAUCAGUGUUCUUCAUUUUAACAGUUUGUUGAAUCUUGGACCAUACUGUUUCAUUGAGUUUUAUUUUACUGACUAUUAGCUUGGAAAAAAGGUGUGUUGUUUAAUCACAUUAAGCAGUCCCUGAAAUAUUUAAAAUGCUAACAAUUUAGAUGAAAUCAUUAUUAAUAUGGUCAUUGUAAAAGUCCCAGGAUGUCUAUUUUAAAGACUUGUAGCUCACGCCAUGCUUUUCAGGUACUCAACACAGAUCAAUAUGCAAGUGAGCGUGUUUUGCAGCAGUAGGCUAGUGACAUCUGCAGGCUUUACAAAGAAUUACAUUAGCAUGUUAUACCUGGAAAUGCUUGCAAUACAAUCUACCCUCGUGGAUGACCCUGGCUGUCAUUACAAGAAUUAAAAAUCGUGUCUUACAUAGUUUUUUCACAAACCUGAAUUUUCCCUUAUUAUCCCUAUAUUAUUAAUUAUCCCUAUAUCCCAUAUAUCUGUAUGUUAUACAUUAAAAACACACAAAGUAUCUUAUAAUUCUCAGGCUCCUCUUUACCCAGUGACUGACGUUCUCUGGAUGUCUUCCUCUAUGCAGAGAUGAGGUUGUGCCAUGUUCUUUCUAUAAAAAAAAAAAAAGAAAUUUAUGAUGAAGAUGAACGGAUAUUUUUAGGAGAUCCUGACUGAUCUCCUUUUUUGCACAGGUACAGUCAUAUGCACAGGUACAGUCAUAUGCAUACUUUUUUUGCACAGGUACAGUCAUAUGCAAACUGCUCUGUCCAAAUUCCACAUUUUAUUGAUUUUUGAAGUGAUAUGACGCAAGCCCAAAUGCUAUCACUAACUAUGACAAACGUUUUUAUGCAAAUGUUAAUGCUGAGUUAUUUCAUAGAGAGGAACUAGAAAAAGGGAAUUUAAAGCUGGCAGUAUGUCUAAUUCAAUUCAAUUCAGUUCAUCCAAUAGGUGAGUCCAAGCUUUAACUACAUUCUAAACAACCUUCACUUUGUUUUCAAAAAUGCAACAUGUAAUAUGAUUUUAGGAAAACACAAAAUACUAUUCUCUGUGUAUUAAACCACACCAGUCCCUGGCCUAUUACUCAGGGCAGUGUAAUGAGUCAGCAUCACAAGCCUGUGCAUACGCCACACACAGCAUCUGCUUCCUUCCUCUCUCGGGUUACACUGUGUUCAUUGGUGGAUGAGUAGAGGCUGAGCAGGAAGUGGAUAAAGAAGACCAAGAGAAUGCACAAAAGCAGAUGUAGGAGGUGCUAGCAAUUGCCUUCCCCAUACACCCAGGCCUCUCAGUGUUUUCCACAGCAGGCUAUCCCACAUUACAUAUUCAUUUCAGUUUAUUUUAUUUUUAGACGUGUAGCACUUUUAACAACGGACCUGAAAUCCGGAUAUACAUUUAGAUCCCUAAUAUGAGCAAGACUAAAACUAUGAGUUGCAAAGAAAAACUCUGUAAGCCUUCUUCCUGCCAUGAUAAAAUCUUGAGAAGAACCAGAUUCAUUAGGGAAGCCAUGUUCUCUCUGGGAAACACUCGAUAGUGCGAUUAUGAGUUAUUGAACUUCCACAACACCUUGCUGUACAGUCUAACAGUCUAGAAUGUGCUGAAUGGCCUUCGGUAUAAAUAUCAGAGUCAUUCCAGUCCCUGUGUACAUUUGGACUAAAACAUAACGUUAGAAAGAGUGGAUUAAUAUAAACCUGUGACAUGCAGCUGCACUACUGUCAAAACUGCUAUUCUGCAACAGGUUCAGUUAAUAUCCCUGUUAGGAUGUUAAACGUGAACGAUUGUAUGAAAAAAACAUUGAGAUGACACUUGAUCUGGAUUGCAUGUGGUUCUUCCAAAUUUAGAUUUAACAAACAUAUUGCACAUAAUGAGACACGGUAAGGAUCUACCCACAUCAUUAAUCUCUGAAAGAUUUGUGAUUGCAUGAAAUAGCAUUCUAUUCAUACUUGUGGCAUAUCAUCUGGUCUCGGCAUGUUUCCUCCGAAUUAAUAUUUAGAAAAUGAAAUGUAAUAUUUCACAUAAAGCAGAUAUGGUUUUUUUCAGGUAACGAUCAUGUAAUUACUUGUAAGUGACGCUUGAAAGCAUUGAUGUAGAAAAGGCCUGAGGCUAAUUCCCACUAAUUCCCAUGCUACUGCUACUUCACUUUUGCCACCUGCUUAAGCCUGUCUGCUGACAAAUGUAGUCGGGAUCUACAGUAAAGGUACAAACAAAUCAGCAUGAGCUACUUUUUCAUUAGGAAUGAUUUAUUUACUUCACUGAAACUGAGCAGCAGCAUGUCAGGAAAUGUUUAGCCUUUCAGAUCUCUUGCUAAUUAGCAUUUUAUUAACCCACAGAAUGCCAAAGAAAACACAACAAACCUGCUCGUCUAGCUUAACCUAGGCAGGGUAAAUUUAAGGCGCUUUUACUUUUACUUUCAAAAAUAUGUUUGCUACUAUUUGGUAAUUCUAAAAACUCCGCUCUCACUGCAGAGAAUUUUUGGGAGGUUUUCCGGAGGAAAAAACAUUUCACUGGCCCAGGGCAUUUGGUAAUGUUGUAAACCACAAAGCAGAGAGGAAGCGUUUGAAUGGGGCACAGUUCCCGGAUGUUACCCAUCCCUCUCUGUGAGGGUGGAGGAGAUGGAACCCGUCCAAAGUGGGAGUGCCACAUGCAGCGGCUACAAAUACGCACCGAGCCAAGGCAUCUGCAGCUCAUCAGCACCACUGGACUUCACUGAAACACCACAGAGGGCACCGCUGCACUUUUCACCGUCUAACU
This is a messenger RNA of Hemibagrus wyckioides, 4663 nucleotides long. Its product is annotated as protein rapunzel-like. The record is from RefSeq and is a predicted model, not a curated record. The transcript has 5 exons. The coding region runs from base 1015 to 1695 and encodes 226 amino acids. Lineage: Eukaryota; Metazoa; Chordata; Actinopteri; Siluriformes; Bagridae.